Cucurbita maxima (winter squash) is the source of this 1667-nucleotide messenger RNA. Its product is annotated as UBP1-associated protein 2B-like. Gene Ontology annotation, molecular function: RNA binding. NCBI's taxonomy places the organism in Eukaryota, Viridiplantae, Streptophyta, Magnoliopsida, Cucurbitales, Cucurbitaceae. Bases 96 to 1322 code for a protein of 408 amino acids. The transcript is spliced from 2 exons. The record is from RefSeq and is a predicted model, not a curated record.
AUUCCAAUUUCCUUCGGAGUCGAACCAGCCCGCGAAGCUUUUUGAUUCGUAUUGUUCGUUCUCUGUUCUUCGGAAGCCGACUGAAUAGCUCUCCAAUGGAGGAAACCAAUAAAACCACCAAAAGAAAGCUGGUGAAGAAAUCUGAAAACAAGGUAGACAAGAAACCAAAGAAGGAGCUAGAUGAUCCCGUUCCGCCUCAACCACACGACGACGAUUCCGACUCCGAUUUGGACGAUCUUUCCAAACUCCUCCAGCCUUUCUCCAAGACACAACUAAUCGAGCUCAUUUGCAGCACUGCUCUUAAAGACCCCAAUCUUGAAGCCCAAAUUCGAGCGGCUGCCGACCGCGAUGUCACUAACCGCAAAAUCUUUGUUCAUGGCCUCAGUUGGGACACGACCCGAGAAACCCUAAUGUCAGUUUUUGAAUCUUUUGGUGAAAUUGAAGAUUGCAAUGUGGUUAUGGACAAAAAUACAGGGAAGGCUAAGGGAUACGGGUUUAUUUUGUUUAAAUCCCGGCAGGGUGCGACUAAGGCGUUGAAGGAACCUAGGAAGAAGAUUAAUAACCGGAUGACUUCGUGUCAAUUGGCUUCUUUGGGUUCGGUACCGCCCCCGCAAAGCCAUGAGAUUGUCUCGCGGAAGAUUUAUGUCGCUAAUGUGCACCAUAACGUGGAUGCUGAGAGGCUUAGGGCUUUCUUUGCGAAGUUUGGAGAGUUAGAGAUGGGUCCGAUAGGGUUUGAUCCUGAGACAGGGAGAUCGAGAGGUUAUGCCAUUUUUAUUUAUAGAACGAAUGAAGGUGCGAAGAAGGCUCUUGAGGAGCCACACAAAGUGUUCGAAGGGAACAAAUUGCACUGCCAGAGGGCGUCUGAGGGGAAGAACAAGAAUCAAAAUUCGACGCAGGCAUCGAAGAGCUUGGGGCAAAGUCAGCCGUCGGUUAUGGCGGCCAUGGCCGCAGCUCCAAAUUUGCAAUUGUUCGCUCAACAUCCGAGCCUUAAUCCUAUGUAUGGUGGAUAUGGGAACCCAGCUUUGGGAGGUGGAAUGUUGAACCAAGGAGUAGUUCCCAUGAGUCAAGUGGGUCCGAUUGGUAGUUCUGUUGGGGCUGGCAUAGGUUUGAGUGGUUACAGUGGGGGGUCGUAUGGCUUAAGCCAAUUAGGUGCUGGUGGUUCGUCAUUGCUAGGCUCUUAUGGCCCUGGUUCGUCAUCACUGAAGGGGUUGCCGCACAUUUACUCAAGCUCAAUGCUUGGUAAGACGGUUUCUGAAUCGGGUCAGACGGCUGCUGGUGGAUCUUACGGUGGAUACACGUCACAUUUGUGGCCAGAUUAUUAGUUUGCGUUGUCUUAUAUCUUUUUAGAUGCUUGGGAAUCCAUAUUUGCGUUUGAGGUGCUGCUGAACUUGUGGAUGAAUGAUCCUGUACUGUACUUUUGGGAGAGUUUAUGUUAAGAGCUUCAUUUGGGCUUUGAUACCUUUUUCCCACAAACCCCUUUCGUCUCUUUUCACUUUUUUUUCCUUCUUUUUUUCCUUUUCUCCAUUCCUCCCCACUUUUUAGUUGUUUUAUGUAGUAAGAACCUGCUGCUGGGCAAUAGUCAUCUUACGUUUUAUACUUCACCUUUGUCAAUAUUAUCACUUUUAAUAUUUUUGAAGUUUUUUUUAUACAUAUAUUCUUUUUUUGUU